Messenger RNA from Symphalangus syndactylus (siamang), 2772 nucleotides. RefSeq names its product zinc finger protein 225. NCBI's taxonomy places the organism in Eukaryota, Metazoa, Chordata, Mammalia, Primates, Hylobatidae. Gene Ontology annotation, molecular function: DNA-binding transcription factor activity; RNA polymerase II cis-regulatory region sequence-specific DNA binding. Gene Ontology annotation, biological process: regulation of transcription by RNA polymerase II. The record is from RefSeq and is a predicted model, not a curated record.
AAUGUGAGGUUGCUGCAGUUUUGUAGUUUGUACUGACCCUGGUAGUUUGGGUCAGUUCCCCGGGACCCUUCUGAAUUUCCUGGGCCUACGCAUUGGAUCCUCAACGAACUGGUGAUCGAAUUAGGGGAAAAGAAACCUCGUCGGAGAGCAAAGGCAGGAUUCUGCUUUCCCUCAGACUGUAUCACUCAGGACUCUGAAUAUUCCCUGAAAUAGGAGGAAAGAUGACCACGUUGAAGGAGGCAGUGACCUUCAAGGACGUGGCUGUGGUCUUCACUGAGGAAGAGCUGAGGCUGCUGGACUUUGCCCAGAGGAAACUGUACCGAGAAGUGAUGCUGGAGAACUUCAGGAACCUGCUCUCAGUGGGGCAUCAACCACUCCACAGAGAUGCUUUCCACUUCCCAAAGGGAGAAAAGUUUUGGAUGAUGGAGACAGCAACCCAAAGAGAAGGGAAUUUAGGAGGCAAGAUCCAAACGGAGAUGGAGACUGUUCCAGAAUCAGGAACACAUGAAGGGUUGUUCAGUCAUCAAACCUGGGGACAAAUUUCAAGUGACUUAACCAGGUUUCAAGACUCCAUGGUAAACAGCUUUCAGUUCUCCAAACAAGACGAUAUGCCCUGCCAGGUUGAUGCAGGACUAUCUAUAAUUCACAUAAGACAGAAACCUUCUGAGGGUAGGAAGUGUAAAAAGUCCUUUAGUGAUGUCUCCGUCCUUGAUCUUCAUCAACAAUUACAGUCAAGAGAGAAGUCUCAUACAUGUGAUGAAUGUGGAAAGAGUUUCUGUUAUAGCUCAGCUCUUCGUAUUCAUCAGAGAGUUCACAUGGGGGAGAAACUCUAUAAUUGUGAUGUGUGUGGUAAGGAAUUCAAUCAGAGCUCACAUCUGCAAAUUCAUCAGAGAAUCCACACUGGAGAGAAACCAUUCAAAUGUGAGCAGUGUGGGAAAGGCUUUAGUCGUAGAUCAGGACUUUAUGUUCAUCGUAAAUUACACACAGGAGUGAAACCUCAUAUUUGUGAGAAAUGUGGGAAGGCCUUCAUUCAUGAUUCCCAGCUUCAGGAACAUCAAAGAAUCCAUACUGGGGAGAAGCCAUUCAAAUGUGAUAUAUGUUGUAAGAGCUUCCGUAGUAGAGCAAAUCUUAAUAGGCAUUCCAUGGUUCACAUGCGAGAGAAACCAUUCAGAUGUGAUACAUGUGGUAAGAGCUUUGGUCUGAAAUCAGCACUUAAUAGUCAUCGCAUGGUCCACACAGGAGAGAAACGGUACAAAUGUGAGGAAUGUGGAAAACGCUUCAUUUAUAGGCAAGAUCUUUAUAAGCAUCAGAUAGACCAUACAGGGGAGAAGCCAUAUAAUUGUAAAGAAUGUGGGAAGAGCUUCAGAUGGGCCUCAGGUCUUUCAAGACAUGUGCGAGUCCACAGUGGAGAGACACCAUUCAAAUGUGAAGAAUGUGGGAAGGGAUUUUAUACAAAUUCACAACGUUAUUCUCACCAGAGAGCCCACAGUGGAGAAAAGCCAUAUAGAUGUGAGGAGUGUGGGAAGGGCUACAAAAGGAGGUUGGAUCUUGACUUUCAUCAGAGGGUCCACAGAGGAGAGAAACCCUAUAAUUGUAAGGAAUGUGGGAAGAGCUUUGGCUGGGCCUCAUGUCUUUUGAAUCAUCAGAGAAUCCACAGUGGAGAAAAACCAUUUAAAUGUGAAGAAUGUGGGAAAAGAUUUACUCAGAAUUCACAACUUUAUACCCAUCGUAGAGUCCACAGUGGAGAAAAACCAUUCAAAUGUGAAGAGUGUGGGAAAAGAUUUACUCAGAAUUCACAACUUUAUUCUCAUCGCAGAGUCCACACUGGAGUAAAGCCAUACAAAUGUGAAGAGUGUGGGAAGGGCUUCAACAGUAAGUUUAAUCUUGACAUGCACCAGAGGGUCCACACUGGAGAGAGACCUUAUAAUUGUAAAGAAUGUGGGAAGAGCUUUAGCCGGGCCUCAAGUAUUUUGAAUCAUAAGAGACUCCAUGGUGAUGAAAAGCCAUUCAAAUGUGAAGAGUGUGGGAAGAGAUUUACUGAGAAUUCACAGCUUCAUUCCCAUCAGAGGGUUCACACUGGGGAAAAGCCAUACAAAUGUGAGAAGUGUGGAAAGAGCUUCAGAUGGGCCUCAACUCAUCUAACCCAUCAGAGACUCCACAGUAGAGAAAAACUACUUCAAUGUGAGGACUGUGGGAAGAGCAUUGUGCACAGUUCAUGCCUUAAAGACCAACAAAGAGACCAAAGUGGAGAGCAAACAUCUAAAUGUGAGGACUGUGGGAAGCGCUACAAGAGGCGCUUGAAUCUUGAUACGCUUUUGUCAUUAUUUUUAAAUGACACAUAACUGUUGUACUCUUUUAUGGGGUACAGUGUGAUAGUUAAUACAAGUAUACAAUGUGUUAUGAUCAAAUCAGUGUAAUUAACGUAUCCAUCACCUCAAACAUUUAUCAUUUAUUUGUGUUGGGAACCCUUAAAAUUCACUGUCCUAGCUAUUUGAAAAUAAUACGUUGUUAAUUACAGUCACCCUGUAGUAGUAUAAAACACUAGAACUUAUUCCUCCUACUUGCCUGUAUUUCUGUAUUUAUUAACCAACCUUUGGCUACCACCCUGCCUCUGCACCUCUAAGAACUACUAUUCUACUCUCUACUUCUAUGAAGUUAACUUUUUGAGCUUCCACAUAUGUGUGAGAACAUGUGGUAUGUAUCUUUCUGUGCCUGGCAUAUAUCACUUAAUAUAAUGCCCUGUAAGGCUCAUUCACUUUGCUGUGAGUGAUA